Durio zibethinus is the source of this 1188-nucleotide messenger RNA. NCBI's taxonomy places the organism in Eukaryota, Viridiplantae, Streptophyta, Magnoliopsida, Malvales, Malvaceae. The record is from RefSeq and is a predicted model, not a curated record.
AUGGGCAAGACGGUGAAUGGAUUUGCUCAUGGAAGCCAGUUUCAAGGACGCAAUUCUUGGUCUGCUCUCCCUAAACCUAUCUUGAUCUUGAUAAUGAAAAAACUAGUAAAUCUCUGUGAUAUCAUUCGAUUCAGUAGUGUUUGUUCAUCAUGGAGAUCAGUUGCUCUCCAAGAACGCUUCUAUCUCCCCCGCUGCACCCCUGCAGGCUUCAUAAUUGAUGGCGGUCCCGAUAACUCAUGCAAAACACAGUGCUUUUUCCCCUGGACGAAAAUCAAGCUCUGCAACGACACUGAUACCCUUGUCCUUCAUAACUUACUGCUGCUUUCAUUUCCUGAGAAGAGUGAGUGUCGUAGGUCUUACAAGGGAUGGCUCGUAAUGGUGAACCUCAAACUAGAAAUGGUCAUGCUAAACCUGGUUUCAGGUGUUAGAUAUAGACUUCCCGGUGUUGCAACUCUCCCUCCAGUACCUCAAAUGUUAGCCUUAUCAAAGACUCAUAUCUAUUACUCUAUAUCCUCUGUUAGUAAGGCUGUCAUAUCCUCAAUUCUUACCUGCAGUUACUCUUCCAUGUGCUUUGUCUUUUUUAUAUACACUCGCCAUCGAGCCUUGGCCUAUUGCAAACCAGGAGACGCAAUCUGGAGCUCUAUAAAAUCUACAGAUUCAAUGGGCAACCAAUGUAAUGGUUUUACGGAUGCCAUAUAUCACAAAGGACAGCUUUUUGCCUUGCAUGAAACUGGAAAAAUCUUUAUCUGUGGCCACACUGCCACUUCUCCAGAAAUGAUAGAGUUCGUGGCCAGUCCACACAGACCCUUAAACAAGCAGUACUGUACUGAAGAAAGAUACCUUGUUGAAUCAGGAGGAGAUUUCUUAAUCAUAUUGCAGGAAAGAUCGCACGCGCACCAGAAUAGUCAGUCUUUCUCACUUUCUGAGUUGAACGAGGGAGGCAUUAAAAGGAACCAUGUAUAUUUCAUGGCUGACUCUAUUCAUGCUGAUUACUAUUACAAGAAGAGAUAUGACAUGGGUGAGUUCAAUUUGCAGAGCUCAACUAUUGGUUUCUACCCUACCAGCUUCAGGCUUACUUAUCCACCACGGAUUUGGAUCCAAAUCGUGUCACAAGCUUACAACUUUAGCCGAAUUAACCAGGAUACUGAUAAUGUAUCUCUUAAAGAGAAUGCUUUAAUUCAAAACUGA